CGGCAUUAAGAGUAAAUUAGCAAAGGUUUAUGGUACUCUAUGAGUUGCGAACGGCGAAUACCACAGCCGUGGUCAUAAUUAUUUUGUUUCGGUAUAACUGUUUUCGCCCAGCUGUGUUCUGUUUUUUCGACAAGAAUGACGAAAAUGCACAACAGAACGAAGAGAGAAUGUCAAUGAUGGGAUGGGAAGCCUGCUUGUAGGGCAGCGAAACAGGACUUCUAAAUUGCGUGUUGUGUAAAACGGUAUUCGCGGUGGUAAUUGUGAGGAUAGACAAUGUACGACAUAAUUCCUGUAGAAUAACCAAUUUAAAUCUAUCGAUUUUUCUAUUUCAUCGAUUAAAAAAGUGUACUCCUGGAAUGGAAAAAGAACAGCUGAUGCUGCAAAUGAAUGUAGAGUGUUGUACAUAAAUACAAUGUUCCGUUUAUCAUAGUAUUUAAACGCAUCCUUAAACAAACGCAAGAAGGAUGUAAUUACAUAUAGCACCUAUUUUGACAGUCAUAUCAGUAUUACCUAUCAGAAGUAUUUAAAACAAAGUGGAGUGAUUCUCUAUCGUAGAGAAUAUGGAAGAAGUUAGCAGACUUGUGUUCCAUCGGAGCGAAAUAUGCUUAUAUUAUGCAGUGUACUUUGCAUAUCUUUUAUAUGGCCUAUGGACUUUAUUCAGCCUGCGUGACGAAUUGCAACAUAAGGCAGGAUAUAUACGGGAUCCGUACAACUAUGAGUUGGACAUUUUUAACAAUUAUAUUCAGUUAAAUUGGCACUGGUACUUGGCACAUGCUGUAAUAACUACAGUUUCGCGAUUCGUUUUAACUAAAGAAAAUAUGGGUAUCUCCUUUGCCUGUGUGUCUCUUACAUCUUUAUUAAUCAGCCUGCCGUGGAAAAUGUUUUUGUUUGUUGUCAUAUUGCUGAUUAUAUUCUAUUUAGUAUCACGUAUUGGGAGCAGAGUGAUAGUGUGGUGUAUAACCGCGUUAUGGGUUUCAGUUCUUAAUAUUUUAGCAAUUUAUUUUAUUAAUCCGGCAGAUGAUAACCACAGUUUUUAUAUUUUUAGUGUUAUACUAUUUUGGAUGUUGUUGCGCUGUUGUAGUUUUGCACAUUAUUGUGUAGAUUCCAAAUUUUCUAAAGAUAAAUUAUUGGGAGAAGCUACUGUCACUGAUUUUCUGGGAUAUACUCUUUAUUUUCCGACAUUAGUGAAUGGGCCAUUUCUAGAUUACAAAAGAUAUAUUAUACUCUUACAAAAACCAAGCUUGCCAGGGUUCAGUUACGAUAUAAAGACUUUGGUGUAUGAAUUGGUACGAAUUUUUUUUUGGUGGUUGGCUCUAGAACUUGGCAUGCGUUGCUUGUUCGUACAUUAUAUGUCAAUGGAAAUUAAAACAGCAAAACUUGUUAAGUCGCCUUUUGGAAGGCACGCCAUCGGAUACUUUUUGGGACAAUUUUUUUUCCUAACAUAUUUCGUAAAAUAUGGUCUAGGAAUAGCUUUCGCCCAAUAUGACGGAAUGAAACCACCUAACAAACCACAGUGCAUUGGUCACGUUCAUUAUUAUUCGAAUAUGUGGAAGCAUUUUGAUCAAGGUUUAUAUGAAUUUCUCUUCGACUAUAUUUACCAUCCACUAGUUAAAGCAAAUUGCUCCAAAUUUGUAUCAACUGUACUUACUUUUGCAUUUGUAUUUAUGUGGCACGGAUGUCAGACCGACAUACUUGUUUGGACAGUAAUGAAUUUCUGGUGUUUGAUUGUGGAGAAAAUGUUAAAAAAUUGUAUGCGCUCCUUACAUUAUCGUAAGUGGGUGGAAAUAAAUUUUGGGCUUUCAACCGCACAACGCUUUAAGGCAAUCGUAUUUAGUCAGCUUUUCAUCGUUGCAGCCUUUUCCAACAUUUUCUUUAUUGGGAGUCCCAAAAUGGGUGUGUUUUUAAUCAUGAAUGCAUACGGAAAUGGAUUUUUAAAUUAUUUGAUAUUAUCGUUUUGUUGCUACUGUUUCUUUCAAUGCUCCGAAUUAAUUUCUAUGAAACUUUGGAAUAGGAAUGUAAAAAAUAGAACUAAAAUCAAAAGUAAUUAAUAAUAUAUUAAGAAUAUUGUAAA
Molecule: messenger RNA, 2071 nt
Organism: Ceratitis capitata (Mediterranean fruit fly)
Lineage: Eukaryota; Metazoa; Arthropoda; Insecta; Diptera; Tephritidae
Gene: rasp
Product: protein-cysteine N-palmitoyltransferase Rasp
Exons: 1
Coding region: 561-2048 (495 amino acids)
Biological process (GO): protein palmitoylation
Cellular component (GO): endoplasmic reticulum
Molecular function (GO): palmitoyltransferase activity
Source: RefSeq, a predicted model, not a curated record